Drosophila eugracilis is the source of this 1788-nucleotide messenger RNA. RefSeq names its product protein distal antenna-related. The record is from RefSeq and is a predicted model, not a curated record. The transcript has a single exon. NCBI's taxonomy places the organism in Eukaryota, Metazoa, Arthropoda, Insecta, Diptera, Drosophilidae. The coding region runs from base 90 to 1361 and encodes 423 amino acids. Gene Ontology annotation, molecular function: DNA binding.
UCGAGGUGUGCACACCGGUGGUCGCAUCCGUAAAGUUCGCGCUUCAAAUCGUAGUCGCUGCCGUAACCGAAACUGAAACCGAUAGAACCAUGGAUAUCUCCGCCUACCAGCACAUGAACAUCCGGAUGAGCACGCGUGGCAAGCGUCCGCUGAGGAACCUCACGCCCAACGAUAAGGUGCGCGCCAUUCAGCGCAUCCAUAAUGGUGAAACAAAGGCCAGUGUUUCGCGGGAUAUCGGAGUACCAGAGUCCACGUUGCGUGGUUGGUGCAAGAAUGAACAGAAGCUGCGCUUCAUGUGCCGCCAGUUGGGUCCCGAUCACAUGGGACUCGAUAGUCCACCGGAAAAACGCGCCAAGUUCGAAUUGCAGCUUCAGUUGCCCCCAAAAUUUGUGGCACUGCCUCCAAAUUACGAAGAACUGGGCUUUGGAUCACUGCCCUACUCCCCCGGAGAUUAUCCAGUGCAGGGCGAGUCCCUGCUGGAAAAACUAAGCCUAGUGGAAUUUGUGAAAAAGAAUGGCGGAUUGCAUCCCGAGGCAGUGCACCCAAGUCAAUCGGGCGUGGUGGAUUACUCCAACAACAUGCUACAUCAGCUGAAUUUACUGGCCUUGCUCAACUCCAAAUUAACCCCUCAGACUGCCGAAGUCCUUCCGGUGGAUGCACCCAAAUCGGAGGACAACAAAGUGGUUGAUUCGCCCGCAGCAUCAGAGGAUUAUAGCAAAAACAAUUAUCCCUUGCUGAGUGUUAAGAACUGGGCCAAAGAUCCGGCCAAGCGUGCCACCCUAUCCAAUCAGCCGGAGCAAGUCAAUGAUAAGAACAAUAAUGCUCUGGAGGCCAAUGGUUCCGGACAACAAGUUCUGGCCACGGAGCAGACGAAGACACCCAUGUUCCCGGACACAACAAUACCCCUACUGCCAGCUCCCUUCCCGAAUCCUGCGGAUCUGGCGUCUGUGAUAGCACCACUAACUCCAGCAAACUCCAAUAGCAGUUCCACUCCCAACGGAACCGAUAACCAGGGAGCAGCUCUGCUGGAUUGGUGCAAACUCUUCAAUGCCAGCUUGAAUUUCCUGGCCUUUGCAGCGGCCGCAGCAUCCAUGCAACCCGGCGGUGGUGGUGGACCCAGUGCACCCACCUACAAUCCCAACCAAAUAGCCAACGGUGGUUCGGAACCCGAUCUCGAGACAUAUCCUUUCAACGAGGCGCUAAUGAAACGCCUCAGUCCCUUGGCCCACAGUGAGGCCUCCAACGAAAGCUACUGUGACAGCGAGCCGGAGGAUCUUUCGGUGCGAUCCUGCGCCUCCAAGGCCUCCAGCAGAUCCCACACUCCCGACAAGAGCAUUGGUUCCAGCGAUGCCGAGCAGUAGAUACCAUCUAGUUUCUAGUUCUUAGUUUCUAGUUGAUAGUGUAAAUACCUCCACUUUUUUAAUUAAUUGUUAAUAGCCACCUUUAGUAAUUACGAGACACGAAUCAUUUCGCAAUGCAAAUGCCAUUUGUACUUAUCAAUUAACGUAUUAAUAUCACCGCAACAGGUAUUAAUAUCUAGUAUCAGCAUACUAUAGCUAGUAUUAACUAGGUAUAUCGACUGUGUGACUACUAACUUGUUUCAAAACCAAACUCAAUUCAUCUACACUUAAUAAUAACAAGAUACUAAUUGUGUUAAGUAGCUUAAUUAUUUGGCACGUUCGCCGGCCAUUCCAAUCGAUUUGUUUUCGUACUGCUGUAAUCUCCGUAACUCUUAAUAAGCAUAUAAACUAAUUACUAAUGAAACGAAUAAAAUAUUUAUUAACAAAA